Molecule: messenger RNA, 1146 nt
Organism: Epinephelus lanceolatus (giant grouper)
Lineage: Eukaryota; Metazoa; Chordata; Actinopteri; Perciformes; Serranidae
Gene: alkbh6
Product: alkB homolog 6
Cellular component (GO): nucleus
Source: RefSeq, a predicted model, not a curated record
UGUAAGCAUGGAGUCGAGCGGUUGACUGAGCUUUCUGACCAAACAGUGUUUUUUUUAAUCAAACUUUGGAUGUCGCAAAAAGGAGGCAUGGAACACCCAGCUUGUAUUUUGGAAGAAUUGAAGCAGUUUGUCGUAAAUGAUGCCCCUCCAACAGUGUAUUACAUCCCAGAUUUCAUAUCGGAAAAUGAAGAGUCCUACCUUCUGCAACAGGUGUACAAGUCUCCCAAAACUAAAUGGACCCAGCUGUCAGGCAGAAGGCUUCAGAACUGGGGAGGGUUACCGUGUCCCAAAGGCAUGCUAGCAGAAAAGAUUCCUGACUGGCUCCAGACAUACUGUGAGAAAAUUUCCUCUCUAGGUGCAUUCAGUGGAAAAACAGCCAAUCAUGUGUUGGUGAAUGAGUAUAAACAAGGGGAAGGGAUUAUGCCUCAUGAAGACGGCCCCCUGUACCACCCUACUGUCACCACCAUCAGCCUGGGCUCUCACACCCUCCUGGACUUCUACACGCCUGUCAGCAGCCAGGAAGAUGAUGUGCCACAGACAGAGGAAAACCGCUUUCUCCUUUCCCUGCUGGUGAAGCCGCGCAGUCUUCUGAUCCUGCAGGAUGAAAUGUACCAGCGUCUCCUUCAUGGCAUCCUGCCCCGUGGCCAGGACAUGCUAACCGACAAGGUGGUGAACCUGUCUGCCGCUGGGGCCUUGCCAGGAGAGACAUUGACCCGAGGCACCAGAGUGUCACUGACCAUACGACAUGUGCCCAAAGUUUUGAAGACAAAGCUUAUGCUGGGGAGGAAAUGAAGACAGAAUGCAUGUUGACCUAUUGUUUGAUAUGGCAAUACAUGCUGUAUUUGCCACUGACAACAUCCAGCAUAAUAACAAAAUGAUAUUCAGGCUGCUUUAUAAAGUAUAUUUCGCAUGUGUCUAUAAAGGAUCACCUCCUGCUUUGUGAAAUAUCUGUGCUGCCUCAAGUGAUCUCACUGCUGGACAUUAUCAAAUUUGACAAUACUCAGAGGGUUCCAACUAGAAAUUGUUUUUAGGUCCACUGUGUAGGAUUUAGGGGGAUAUAUCGGCAGAAAUUGAAUGUAAUAUAAUAAGUAUGUUUUUCCUAGUGUAUUCAUCACCUUAGAAUGAGCCGUUUAAACCUACAUAGAG